CCCGCGGUCCCACGCGCGGCCGGGCCCGCCCGGCGGGUACAUUGUGCGCGGGGCCGCGCCGGGCCCGCUCCGCGCUCGCUCCGCGCUCCUGCCCCGCAUUCCCGCAGCCAAUCCCGAUCUCCGCGUCCCUGACACCCCGCGCUGGGGCUUCCCGCCUCACGGAGAUUUCUGCUUGGUCAAGCCACGGCAAGAGCUGUGCCACCAUGUCGGUCAGCGUGCACGAGAACCGUAAAUCCCGCACCAGCACCGGCUCCAUGAACAUCCUGCUUUACCACAAGGCCUCCCACCCGGACUGCGUCCUGUCCCACCUGAACACGCUGCGCAAGCACUGCAUGUUCACCGAUGUCACCCUCUGGGCAGGGAACAGGUCCUUCCCCUGCCACCGCGCAGUGCUGGCUGCCUCCAGCAGGUACUUCGAGGCCAUGUUCAGCAACGGCCUCCGGGAGAGCCUGGAUGACGAGGUGAACUUCCAUGACAGCCUCCACCCGGAGGUGCUGGAGCUGCUGCUGGACUUUGCUUACUCCUCUCGGAUCAUUAUCAACGAGGAGAAUGCCGAGUCCCUCCUGGAGGCUGGGGACAUGCUGCAGUUCCAUGACGUCCGAGAUGCUGCAGCUGAGUUCCUGGAGAAGAACCUCUACCCUUCCAACUGCCUGGGCAUGAUGCUGCUCUCAGAUGCUCAUCAGUGCCGGCGGCUCUAUGAGCUCUCCUGGAGGAUGUGCCUGGUCAACUUUGAGACUGUUCACAAGAGUGAGGACUUCAACAACCUUUCCAAGGACACUUUGCUGGACCUCAUCUCCAGUGAUGAGCUGGAAAUUGAGGAUGAGGAAAAGGUCUUUAAGGCUGUCAUGCAGUGGGUGAAAUACGACCUGGAUGAGCGGAAGGCUUAUCUCCCAGAACUUCUGAGGAAUGUUCGUCUGGCUUUGCUUCCUUCAGAAUGCCUCAAGGAAGCCUUGGCUUGCGAGGACUUGAUCAUGGUGGAUGAAAGGAACAAGCUUGUCCUGGAUGAAGCUAUUCAGUGCAAGAAGAAGAUCCUCCAGAAUGAUGGGGUGGUCACCAGCCUCUGUGCCAGGCCUCGCAAAGCUGGGCACACCUUACUGAUUUUGGGAGGACAAACUUUCAUGUGUGAUAAGAUCUACCAAGUGGAUCACAAAGCCAAGGAAAUUAUUCCCAAAGCAGACCUGCCAAGUCCACGGAAGGAAUUUAGUGCCUGUGCCAUCGGCUGCAAAGUGUACAUCACUGGAGGCAGGGGCUCAGAGAACGGGGUCUCCAAAGAUGUUUGGGUUUAUGACACCGUGCAUGAGGAAUGGUCCAAAGCUGCCCCAAUGUUGAUCGCUCGGUUUGGGCAUGGCUCAGCCGAAUUGGAAAACUGCCUCUAUGUGGUUGGUGGGCACACUGCAGUAGCUGGAGUCUUCCCCGCAUCUCCUUCUGUUUCCUUGAAGCAAGUGGAGAAGUACGACCCCAUAUCCAACAAGUGGAUGAUGGUGGCUCCGCUGAGAGAUGGAGUGAGCAACGCUGCAGUGGUGAGUGCCAGGCUGAAGCUCUUUGUCUUUGGUGGCACCAGCAUCCACCGAGACAUGGUGUCCAAAGUGCAGUGCUACGACCCAGCCGAGAACCGAUGGACCAUCAAGGCCGAGUGCCCGCAGCCCUGGCGCUACACGGCGGCCGCCGUCCUGGGCAGCCAGAUUUUCAUCAUGGGAGGGGACACGGAGUUCACGGCAGCCUCCGCCUACCGCUUCGACUGCGAGACCGACCAGUGGACGCGCAUCGGGGACAUGACGGCCAAGCGCAUGUCCUGCCACGCCCUGGCCUCGGGCAACAAACUCUAUGUGGUUGGAGGCUACUUUGGCACCCAGAGGUGCAAAACGCUGGACUGCUACGACCCCAUGUCAGACACGUGGAACUGUAUCACCACGGUGCCUUACUCGCUCAUCCCCACGGCUUUCGUCAGCACCUGGAAGCACUUGCCCUCGUGAUGAGGGGCAGGGCCUGGGGGCUUGUUUCCAGGAGGUCAAUGAAGAUGAUCCUCCCAGUAUCUUAAGAUAUACAUAUACAUAGACGGUUGGGGCAUCUCCUUCUGCUCCAAGGUACCUGGAUGUACCAGCCUCACCCUUCUGUGGUGGUGAGUCCACACCUGCUCUCACUGUGGAAUACAUCCUGUUUCCAUGCAGCUGGGGGAGUUAAGGUUCCUAAAAACACUGUAUGUGACUCCUGGGAGAUACCAGGGCAAAAGUGCUUUGAAAUGUCUCAGUAGUUUGAUAUUUUUGCUGAUUUUUCUGGGUGGUGUAUUUAGCACUGUUGAAUAUGUAGGCAGGUGACCCUUGGAAUGCCAGAAAAUCCUGGUUCUCUUUUUAUGCUCUCUGUUUACAUUUCAGUGGGCAGCAGAAGCAAAAGUGCAGAAGCUAUGGUGCAUUUGAUGGUCUUGCUGUUUAUUUAUCAUCCAAACAGUUGCUUGUUAAAUCAGAACUUCUGAGACUUCUGUGUCAGACCUGAGUGGGAGGGAAGGGGUUUUGUAACCAGAAAAAGAAUGUGUUUAUCAGUGUUUUGGGUUGUGUGAGAAUAAGAAAGUUGGUGCAAACCCAUGAUGUUGUGUCUCAUUCUGGUGCUCUGAUUUUCUCUUGCUCGGAGAAGGUGCUCCUGCAGUGCCCCUGGGACAGGGUUUCUGCUUCCUCCCCUCUCCUCCCCAGUGGGGUGUUUGGUUGCUGUUCUGGUUGUGAGGGUGGCUCCACAGGGCUUUGCAUGUCCUCACCAACCUGUGCUGAGACACAGCUGGUCUGGCAAAGCCCAAAAACUCUUCUCAUCUUGCAUUGUGAAAGCAGAUAGUGAUACAGGCAGCACUCAGAUAGCAUCACCUUCCCAGGAAGUCAGUAACUCAUCUGCUAGCUCAGUGUGCAGGUUUCUGAGUACCAGCAGCACACACAGCCCUGCUCUGGUGCUUGCAGCCUGCAUCCCAGCCAGCUGAAGGAGCUGGGAAUCCCUCACUAUGGGUGUGGGAUUGACAAGCUUCACUUACAGUUUUAUUUGGAAAGUGGGGACUGCGGGGAGGGAAAUUCUUCCGCAGACUCAUCAAAAUCCACUUCACUUAAUACAGGGAAGAAGGAAUGCUGCCCAAACCCUCUAACACCCUCUCACUUCCCUGCUUUCCACUUGGUGUGGUUGGUGUGUCUGGGAAUCGCCCAGCGGGUGAAAUUGCUGGCACCUCCCAGUGAUCAUCUUUUUUGAUGCCAGGUGGGAGCCAAGGAGGAGUUCCUGGCACCUCAACCAGGGAUUAGCCCAACAUGACCACCUGCUUUUCUCAGAUGGGGAAAAAAUCACCCAGGGCAUUACACUGGCCUUUGUGAAACACCUGGUUUUAACAUGGGUUGGACAUCCAUGAGGGCAGGAGUGGAAAGGGUUAAAAUGAGACCUUAAAGUGUUCCCAACACUGUAAGAUAAUGGCCUUUCCAAAUUCUCCUCCUCAGGCGUUGCCUAGCAUCUGUCACGGUGGCUCAGUAAUCUAAUUAACUGUCACUUGGCUAUUAAAUAUUGCAGCAGAGACUGUGAGGACUCCAUCAUUUUCAGCUCAGGUCAAUGGGGCCUCCCUUUAAGAGCCAUCCUAGAGCUGACAGUUAAUUUUCUCUGGUAGCAGAUGUGUCUGAAUAUUAAAGCUCAACACCAGCCACAUGACUGGGAGUAGGAAUAGGGUGUAGUUUGAGAUGGGAGUCAAUUCUUCAGCUACUAAAUAAAAACAGAAUUCAAAGUCACAGUGAUGUUGUUUUCCUCCCCUACCUUUUUUCCUCCCUACUGUAUUUGGGUUGUUCAGACCUAAUAAAUAGUUUUGUGGGGGUUGCAUUGAUACUUCUUUCCCCCCUGUAAUUGGGAGCCUGACACAAGCACAGAAAACUAGAAACUGCAAAUAAAACUGGUGAAAAGUCACUGUGUGAGGGUUUUAUGUGCUUUUUUGGCUCUGCCUCCAGUCUUCAGUUAAAAGAACUAUUUAAAAUACAUUCAAGCUCUUGCCAAAAAGAAUGUCUGUCCACGUGGUUUUUCUAGAGUGGGGUUUUUUUUU
Messenger RNA from Zonotrichia leucophrys gambelii, 4045 nucleotides. It is a transcript of the gene KLHL25, whose product is annotated as kelch like family member 25. Gene Ontology annotation, molecular function: protein binding. The coding region runs from base 204 to 1973 and encodes 589 amino acids. The transcript has 3 exons. Lineage: Eukaryota; Metazoa; Chordata; Aves; Passeriformes; Passerellidae. The record is from RefSeq and is a predicted model, not a curated record.